AUGUUCAAGUAUUUGAAUUUAAGCCAUACUAGACUGCGGAGUUUAGAGUGGUUACAAAAAAAUACGGUCAUCUCCCGUUUAGACCUAAGGCAGACGAAGUUAAACUUUUAUGACGAAGAUUCCAAAUAUUUGAAGCAUCUAAAAAUACAACAAGCUAUCCACGGAGACAGUUUUAAAUUGUGUUGUUCGAAGUACGCAGGGUCAGGUGUCCCUGCUUAUAACUGUUUUGCCCCGAGUGACGCCAUCUCGUCUUGCGAGCACCUAAUUGGUGACGUCAUAAAGCGGUCAUUGCUGUGGAUGAUUGUUACGGUUGGUCUUGUGGGCAAUGUUAUUUUGGUUGUUGUUAACCUCUCAUACAAGAGAGCCGAGUUAAGCCAAAGCGACAAGGCUUACGUCACAAACUUAGGCGUUUCUGACUUCCUAAGGAGCGUUUACGCCGUCCUUAUUCUUGAAAGUGACGUGUACCACGGGGACUACUAUGUCAUCUAUGAGAGCCAAUGGCGGGAAAGUUCUCUGUGUACCGCUGCAGGUUUUCUGCUCACACUAUCGUGUGAGACGUCCACCAUGUUUGUCCUGCUCAUCACUCUAGACAGGUAUCUCAUCUUUAAAAACCCCUUGCGUCCAUGCAAGAUUCCUCUUGUUGGUUUAGUCGCCUCCGUUUUCGCGGUUUGGGUUAUCGGUCUUGUUCUGGCUAUUUUACCUGUUCUGUACCCCGAGUGGGAAAUCUACUCUUCCAACGGCAUGUGUUUAGGUAUUCCUGUAAACAUGAAACGCAGCACAGGUUGGACUUAUUCUUUCGUUGUUUUCAUCGUCUUCAACUUUCUUCAGCUUAUUUUCAUCAUCGCUGGCCAAAUCGCCAUCUUCAAGUCUAUCGCUUUGUCUUCAGAUUCACAAAUAAAUUCCCCAACAAACCGCAUACGUGAAAUCACAGUGGCCAAAAACUUGUCAUUGGUCGUGUUGUCCAACUUUUUCUGCUGGUUUCCGGUGUGUGUUGUCGGCCUGAUGUCUGCCAGUGGACACAUGUUUAGUCCGGACACGCAUGGCUGGCUGGCCAUUUGUGUCAUCCCCCUCAACUCAGCCGUGAACCCGGUACUAUACACCCUGCCUGCCGUCUACCAAAAAUGGCUGAAUUUUUAUCACGGUAAAUUAAUUGCACCUAGAGAGAUUAAUAAUAGAAAUGCGGGGAAAUAA
Molecule: messenger RNA, 1191 nt
Organism: Physella acuta
Lineage: Eukaryota; Metazoa; Mollusca; Gastropoda; Physidae
Product: G-protein coupled receptor GRL101-like
Biological process (GO): adenylate cyclase-activating G protein-coupled receptor signaling pathway; activation of adenylate cyclase activity; hormone-mediated signaling pathway
Cellular component (GO): plasma membrane
Molecular function (GO): G protein-coupled peptide receptor activity; protein-hormone receptor activity
Source: RefSeq, a predicted model, not a curated record